Molecule: messenger RNA, 5124 nt
Organism: Hippocampus comes (tiger tail seahorse)
Lineage: Eukaryota; Metazoa; Chordata; Actinopteri; Syngnathiformes; Syngnathidae
Product: zinc finger protein GLIS2-like
Exons: 7
Coding region: 422-1855 (477 amino acids)
Biological process (GO): regulation of transcription by RNA polymerase II
Cellular component (GO): nucleus
Molecular function (GO): RNA polymerase II cis-regulatory region sequence-specific DNA binding; DNA-binding transcription factor activity, RNA polymerase II-specific
Source: RefSeq, a predicted model, not a curated record
UUCCCUCAUCACCGCCCCCCCUGGAUCCUCAGUUGACCAGCGUCGCAAGAGAGCGUCGCUCCUGCGCCCGGCAAAUCUUCGUCUUACCUCCUCUCCCUCAUCGCCUUUCUCGACUUUAUUCGCCACGACAAGGUUUUCUCGAGUGAAAACUACUUGCGCACCUUGAACCAGCCCGCACGGCCAAAGGACCUGUUUUUUUUUUUAAACCCCCCUCACCCCCCUCCCGACUCAAGCCAAAGCAGUCGAUGAUGUUGCGAGAAAUGUGGCAACUACGCGUUUGAUUUUGUUGUCAUUUGUGCCUUCGCUCCGUGUUGCCUUUUUUUUUUUUUUUUUUUUUGGGAAAGGCUGGGAAUCAUCUUGAGACGAGAGGAGGGUAUCUGCUCCAAGACAUUUUAGAGCUGGGCUGCUUGCAUUACACAUCAUGUUGUCCUCGGACGAGCCGCUGGACCUGAAGCUUCCCUCGGGGCGGACCCGUUGUCCCCUCCGACUGGGAAAGCGGAGCUCGUCAUCCAUCUGCGCACCGCUCGGCAUCCACCCACGACCGCGUCUGAUUUACACCACCUUCCCGUCACCGCCUUCCUCUCCAGAUUCCCAGUCCCCAUGUCAUGAGCGACCUGGAUCCUGCUUUACUCCCCCAGCCAUGGACCUCAGCCUGUCGCCUUCUUCCAGACACGACUCCUCCCUUUCCCCGUCUCCCUCGUCCCCAUCCCCCUCGUCCCCUCCCUCGCCUCUGGAGUCCCCCUACAGCAGCAGAAGCAGUGGCAGCCCUCGGCCAAACGCCUUCACACGGGAAGCGACGCUUCAUCGAAGGGUGGAGGCUGACGCGUCACCUCAGCGCUAUCCUUUUUAUAUGCCCAUCGCAAGCCCACCGGCGGGGUACAGCUUCCCGUCUUCUCUUUUCAGUGGUCAGAAGAGGGACAAGCAAGCCACACCUGAACCCUCACUGGACGCUCAACUCGCAUGCCGCUGGAUGAAGUGCCACCUGCUGUUUGGGUCGCUACAGGACUUGGUGGACCACAUCAAUGACGCCCACGUCAAACCCGAAAAGGAUUCUGGGUACUGCUGUAAGUGGCAGGGCUGUGCUCGCAACGGGCGGGGUUUCAACGCCAGGUAUAAAAUGCUGAUCCACAUCCGCACACACACCAAUGAGAAGCCGCAUCAUUGCCCCACCUGCAGCAAGAGUUUUUCCCGUCUGGAGAACUUGAAGAUCCACACGCGCUCCCAUACAGGAGAGAAGCCUUACAUCUGCCCGUAUGAGGGCUGCAACAAGCGUUACUCCAACUCCAGCGACCGCUUCAAGCACACCCGCACGCACUACGUGGACAAGCCCUACUGCUGCAAGAUGGCCGGCUGCCUGAAGCGCUACACCGACCCCAGCUCGCUACGCAAGCACAUCAAAGCCCACGGCCACUUUGUUAGUCAGGAGCAGGGCGCCGCCCCAAAGGCAGGUCCUCUCGGAAACCAGGGGACGACUGACCCGGCCUCGACGGGGGGCACCCGGCUCAUCCACCCGGGGGCGGCCGCGGCCCUCCUGGGCGGUUUAGGCACGACGCUGCCGCUGUCGGCGCUGUGCCACCCCCAUGCGCCGCUCUUCUCCAUGGGAAGAAGAGGAGGCCUGGGCCCGCUCGGCCUGACGGACUCGCCGCUUUUUCACUUUGGACUAUCGGCGGCGUCCGUGUUGGGGCUGAGCGCUCUGGGAAGGCUGCGCCGUGCCGAGGGCGACGAGGGCGGUACCGAGCCAGAGGGGGAGGCUUUAAACCUGUCUGCGGAGGUGGCGCCCAGAAGGGGGGAUCCCCUGUCCUGGGUGGUUGUCCCUCCGAGGGCACUCCUGCUUAAGCCAGCUGUUGUCAGCUAGGAUGGUCUGUCUCUGUUUGGAGGCGGGGCAAUGAGCGUAAGGGGUGGUCUGACGUGGUAUUUUUACAUCACUGACUUUUCCUGUUUACCCAUACGGGGCUGCAAUGAUAUUUCCAAGAAUAUUUGGCCGAACAAAUGACACAAAAAAUCUUUCACUUGCGUGUGAUAGUUAAUUUCUAAUACAGAUUCGAAAGUAGUCAUAAAAACAGGCUCCACAAGUGACCCACCCAAUGCGACACAAUUGCAUGGACAGUGGUGACUACAUGUGGGGGUUUAGGACCGAGCCAUUAUAACAAUGCAGAAAUUCAGGAGAAACUGACGCCCACCCAAAAAAAGUUUGGAAUUGACAGUUGAUGCCAUAAGAGGGUGGCAAUACACUUUUGUUUAUUCGACAAUGCUAUGGCCCGACUUAGCCGAUAACACAAGGUGGGUUCCUCCCACCCAGUCAUGAAAACUCCGCAAAAAAGCACAUUUGCAUUUGCCCAACCACAAAUAUGUGUGGAUUCGUUUUAAUUCCCAAAACAGGCGACGCAAAGUGUCAGGCCCAGUGUGUGACACAAAUGCAUCCGUAAAGCAAGUGUAGUGCUUUCCAUUGUCUGCUGACAUUGCUGAAGAUAUACAGUGCUUAACAAAUGGAAAAUGAGAAGAGAUCAUCAAAGUGCUCUCAUUUGGACUCUUUCAAUUUCUCUUGACUUUACAAUUUUGAACAUGGAUGAAUCAAGCACAAACAUGUAUUUCUAAUAUUGUGUUAUUUCUGACAUCUGGAUCAAUUCAUAAUGAAAUUUUUAAUUUUUUUUUUUGUUUUUGUUUUUGGGUCAAUCUAGCGAUUUGAGUUUGAAUCUUGUAGGCGAUUUGGCAUUGCCAAAAUGGCUGUUUUCAAACAAAAAUGUCCCCAUUCCUACUCAGUUUCAGAUUUGGACCUUGAGACUUUUUGUGCAUCCAUUUGGCUGCUGGUCAAUGAAACAGGUUUCAGAGGCUCAUUUGUUCUAGCUCUCCUGGGGGGUGGUUAGAGACCCCUACCAAUACCGAUAUUUUUACCAAGAUAACAACAGUUUCCAUGUAUGUUUUGACCCUCCAAGAAUGCAAACCAUUUGUGUGAAGCAAACUCCUAAAUACGAUUUCAAGAGAUUAUUAUUUAGGUCCAAGAACAUCUACAUACGAGCGCAUUAACCUGGCCUGACAGAAGCGUAGAAAACGGAUGCCGUUCUAAUCGUUUGUUAACACUGUAAAUCUACAUACGCGAGAGGUGUAAACAGUCAUUGCGGCCGAGAAAUCAGCUGGUGUUGAAAAUCUGAUUGUAAUUCUUACUUUGCACUUUUAUCACAAUGAACCCUCUGUAAAACAGAAAUAUUCAACGGAGGAUGGGGAGCUUUGGAAGACUUUCAUCCUGACGUCUUGCAGCGGACAAUCGACGGCCUUUUCGCGUUCGACAAACCUCGCUGACGCUUCGGCUCGCCCGUAUUUUAGCUUUAAACGAAAACGGGAAUCAAGAGCGGGAUUGCGCGACGGGGUGCAACCGGGAAACAUACAGUAUAAGUUAACGUAUGACUAAUGACUAAGUCGUUGUAGACUGCGGGUUCUACUAAGGGUGUAUGUAUCUUCAGGGAAAUAUAUAGGCAAGCAUAAAAUGCUUUCACGUCAAAAAGGUUUCAAUACAGCGACAUCACCUGUGGACAACAGUACAGGACUGGGCCGCGUCCCGGAUCACCAAAUAGUGGACUUUGGAUUGUCAGGGGGAAGUCCCUUUGGUCUACCCCUUGCACAAAGCUAGGUCUGUAAUAGCAUGCUAGCAAAAGUUUGGUGAGGAAAAGGAAUGAAUAUCGCAGGUGGGGAACACAACAUUUUAACUGAUGUUUUUAAAGAAAAUGAAGAAUGGACACAUGAAGGGGGGAGGGGGGGGUGGUUAGCGGUGUGCUAUUGCACUCUUAAAAUUGCUGGGUCAAAAGUCAUCCAAAUUGGUUGAAAUAGCCAUCGCAGCUCUGGGUGAAAAAGGGACCGGGACAAAUGCCGUAUUAUUUCGAACCCAGCGCAUUGGGUUGAGGAUUUGGCCCAGCACGUUGGGUUGAAUCUUGAAUUCAACAAGGGGGCAAAGCAACCUAUACUGAUAAGUUCAAAAUACUAAGAAAUGUCGUCCCAUGUUAGCAGUAUAGCUGUGGCUAAAAAUCUGUGUUACCCGAAGCCACCACCGAUAAUUGCUAAAAUUGUCCGAUUAAUUUGACUUCAACUUUGCGACACAAAAUACUCAAAUACAGUACAUUCAGUUCAUCCAACUCAAGCUCUGUGGUGCGCUCGAGAUGACCAACGCACAGAACCAAAUCAACACUAUUAAGUCCGAUGAGGAUUCGCGAUCGUAAAUAUUGAACAGGUCUGACAUUUUGGUGAAUCAUUCGACUCGGUGUCGGACGCACAUUUUGCCACUGGAAAUACUGCGCGGGUUUAACAUGCACGAUGGUUGGCCCAGACCGUUUUUUCAAGUCGAUCAGGAAGGGACCAAAAAAAAAAGACUCUGAAAACACCCCACAGCACAGGAUAAUUACUCAGAAUAAUCUUUAGAGACUAUUUGGCACUUGCUGAUUUUGAUCGGAAAAGAGGAACAUUUCUACAAAUUAAAUCUGAUUAUUGUGCACCCAAUUCAAAGAUACAUUUUGGUGAGCUUUCAUUUUCCCCGCAUUGUUACUCUUGUCCACAGAUUAUGUGUAUUUUAAAAAUGAGGUUCGCGCAGCCUUUUGUGGGUCUCCUAUGUUCUUUUCACAGUGACAAAACCGCAGCAAUCGGCGGUUCUUUCUGCCUGGCCACGUUAAUCGUAGACAAAGAUCUCCUCCACGGGAUCUGCCAAUGUCUCCUUCGCCGAACGAGCGAGGAAUGACUUCCGACAGUUCAACAAACAGGUCGCGCCCGUGCGACUGCCACCGACUUGACUUGUUUCUAGUAUUUUACAUAGAGGUUACAGAAGAGGAAGGCAUUUUUACUUAAAAAAAAAAAAAACUUGGCUAUUUUUUGCCAAGUCUGACAAUGGCUACAUGUGGCCUGUUUGUGUUGCGUUAUAUCUUAGUGAAUAUCUCUGACCUGUCCCAUAUGUGCCUUGUGUUUCCGACCAAAAUGUAUCGCGCGGUAUUUGAAAACAUUGACGCAAAAAAAAAAAAAGUGUAUUCGUGUAACUUCUUUUGUGUAACUGUAACAAUGACAACAGAUGCGACUUGUGCAUCAGGGCCACUGUGACAUUUUCCAAAUGACAAUGACGGAAUGUCAAUAAAGACAAAUAUGAAUGGU